AAACCCAAACACAACAUCCACCCCAACAGCGCAAUAAACGACGUGAACAAAGAACCAGUGCAAAGCUUCCCGGGACCCCCUUUCCCCCGAGCCGGAAGCCGCCCCGGCCCCUGCCCGGCCCCCGUCCCGUCCCGGUGGGGCAGGGGGUGCCGGGGAGGGCCGGGCCGCGCUGGCCGCUCGCCCGCGUCGCUGCCUGUGCCCGUGCGGGGACCUAAUAAAGCUAUUUUGAAAGUGACCCCUCGGGCAGAGCGCGGGGAGGGAAGCGGCGAGCCGGGCGCAGCUGUCCGGAAUCAUGACUGAAGAUGACGGAUUCCGUGGUGGUGGAGGGUCACGUCAAGUUGAGAGAUGGAAAAAAGUGGAAGAGUAGGUGGCUGGUGCUGCGCAAGCCCUCCCCGGUGGCAGACUGUUUGCUCAUGCUGGUAUACAAGGAUAAAUGUGAACGAGCAAAAGGGCAUAAGGAGAGGAGCAGCAUGACCUUAGAAGACAUCUGUGGCUUGGAUCCUGGGCUCUCCUAUGAGGGCUUGAAUCACACGCUUGCAAUCAUCUGUCUCUCUCAAGUUGUGAUGCUGGGAUUUGAGAACAAGGAAACAAUGUACGCGUGGGAUGUACGAAUCCGCUACAGUCUGGGGGAAGUUCAUAGAUUUCAAGUUUUUGUAGCGCCUGGCACUAAACUAGAGAGUGGGCCUGCUACCCUGCAUUUCUGCAAUGACAUUCUCGUCCUUGUAAAAGACCUUCCUCCUAGUGUCAUGGGGCAAUGGAAGCUCUCAGAUCUGCGUCGGUAUGGAGCUGUCCCAAAUGGAUUCAUCUUUGAAGGGGGUACCAGGUGCGGCUUCUGGGCUGGUGUGUUUUUCCUUUCUUGUGCUGAAGGAGAGCAGAUCAGCUUUCUGUUCGACUGUAUCGUCCGUGGCAUCUCCCCGACGAAAGGCCCUUUUGGUUUGCGUCCAGUCCUACCAGAUCCAAGUACAAAUCCAGCCUAUUCAGAAGAAAGAUUGGCUCAUGAAGCUUUGCAAUUAGAAAAGCGCUUGAGCUUGCUGUCCCAUACAAGUCGCCAGGGCAGUGGAGGAGACGACAGAAGUCUUUCAAGCUCGUCUUCAGAUACCAGCCACUCGGAUGUUAGUGUUGGGAGCAGAUUGACAAUUUGGCCUGAACAGUCUUCAGCCAGCACUUCUCAAGAGAGUCAUGGAUUGGCAGCUGCAAAGGGCAUUUAUCUUGGGGAAGAAAAGACCCUUCCAGAAGGGGCACGUAGCACUACUAAACUGCCUCCAAAGCCCCUCCGAUCCAGACAGCUACAGGAAAUAGGUCGUCAGAGUUCUUCUGACAGUGGAAUAGCUACUGGUAGUCACUCUUCUUACUCUGGAAGCUUCUCUUCCUAUGCUGGUAGCUUGGACAUUUGCCAUGGUGAUGAGUUUGGAUCAUUGCUAAGCUUGCCAUUGAACUUUCCUUCGGAUCAGAAUUUAUGUACUUGUCCUCACAGUGAGCCCCAGAGAGGUGCAGGAUCAGAGUAUCAGGUUCCCAGCUCUCUCAGACAUAUUUACGAUAUACCCAGGAGUUUGUUACAGGCAGCUUCUAAAGAUGUGCAACCGAAGAGUGCAGAUUCCACGCUAUCCAAGGACCAGGCCCUGUCACCUCAAGGUGCUAGUGACCCAAAACUGCUACUACCACGGAGGGUACCUGAGCACAGCCAGGACAGAGGGAGGCCUUCAUCCUCACUUGCAGAAAGCAGCAAGGACUCAAGUGAUGAGACAUACGUGGAUUUUGUUUCGAGGUGGUCAGACACAAAACCACAAGGACAGGUGUCAGACUCCAAAAGUAGUGAGUUGUCACCACCUAGUGGGGCCUCAGCUGACCCCUAUGACACAUGUAGCCCCCACCUUGGGAUGACAAGAGCUCUUUUUUCAGCUUGUCCAAUCUGUGGUGGACUAAAGGGAACAGCAAUAUUACAGUCUGGAGUCUUACCAGCUAUACCAGGUGGUGCUUCUGUCAUGGCAGCUUCUGGGUCUUUGAAAGUACAUAGAGGGCACAGCCUCCAAGCUGGUCCUAAAGGUGGUUAUGAGAUGCUGACACUUCCUGCAGAACCUGGAACUCCUACUAGCCCUGAGGAACCUGAAGGAGCAGCAGGUUAUUCAGCUGAUGUCUCUGCAUCAGAUCGACCCCACAGUGAGACAGCCACCUAUGUUAAUAUUCCUGUCAGCCCUACUUCCAAAAAACAGCUUCAUUACAUGGAAUUGGAACUUCAAGAACAUAGCACGAGCAUAAGAGGUAGUGGAUCAUCCCGAUAUGCACAGAUUGACAUUGCAGCCACUGAGACAGCCCACAAAGUGGGAACGCAGCAUGCUCAGUGCCGGGAGGAACGCUUGCAGGAGCUAGAGCAGAAGAAGAAAGGGGCUCAACAGUGACCUGUCUAGGAAAGAACUUUUUGCUCACCAUAAAUUGGUACUAAAUUAUCUUCCAAAAGAUUCACAUUUAUUGUAAAAAAUACUCAUACAAAAUGCUGCCAUUGUUUAUUGCAUUUAUACCAGAUUCAUUCCAAUGUCUUGAUUCCGAAUUGGAAAGCUGGUAGCAUGAGGGGUGUGUGUGGUCUUUCUUUUUAUUUUAAUUUAGUUGUAAAGUUCAGAUUUUUUUUCCAUAUGCAAUGACAGAUGUAAGUAACCUUUUUCUAUAAUUCUAAAAUCCUGGAAAACCUGGACUCAAUUCCAGUGUUUAUUAAAUGGUGGCAUUUUCUUUAAAAAUAAAGAACUUGAAUGUGUGCAGAUAAGGGAAUGUGAGUGUGUGAGUGGUAAGUGUACACAUAUGUUUGCAUGUGUGCAUAUGUAUGUGUGUAAGCACACAUUACUGAUAAAAUAUAUGUAUAUAUCUGAGUGUAUAAAAUAUGUAAAACCUCUAUUAAUAUAUUAAUGGACUCUUACAAAAGCAAGAAAAUUCAGUGCCUGAUUUUUUGCAGGCACACUUUUGUUCACUUUAUAUGCUUAUUUAUGGACAUGCUUAACUUUACCUAUGCGUAGUUCAGUUUUAUACCUCACCAAGAGUUCUGCAGCUUUGGCUAAAGUUGCUCAGAUUUUAAAAGCUGCGGUGUCAGGGAUGCAUAUGUGUAUGCAUACAGACAAGAGCACACACAAACAAAUUAUUUAGUUUAAUUAUGUCUAUAAACCAAAGUAAUGUGAAGGGACAUUUUGAGUGCUUCUGUUCUUAAAAACCUUGUGUCAAACCAUAGGCUUUGAUUUCAUAGUUGCUGAGUACCUGUAAUUCUUAGCAAUUUUGCUGGAGUUGAACGUAUGUAUUGCUUAGAAAAUCAGGUCUCAGGUUUCUCAUACAGAAUAUCUUAAAAUCAAGGUACUCAAAAGAAACAUUCACUUUUGAAAAUGGAGUCCUUUAUCUGUAUCUCCAAAACUACCCCUAAUGUAAACCAGCGUCAAAAGCAGAUCAUCCACCUUGAAUCUAAAACUUUCACUGACUAAUUCUCUGCUGUCCCUAAAUAGCAUAAAACCAGUUCUGUGUAAGAGGAUGAUGUCUUCAGAGAUGCUACAGAAUUGAGGCACAACAGGAUGUUAUGUUGUAAUAUAGGUUUAUCCGCAAGUCUGUGACAUCUUGCUUUUGUACGGUGAGAUUGUAUGAUUCAAAACUUGACUUAGUUUCUUGUGUUGCAUUGUCUACGUAAUUCUUGUGUUCUAUGUAUUUGUCCUGAUACAAAAUGUUAUUUAAAUAAAAUGUUAUGGCAGUGA
Molecule: messenger RNA, 3719 nt
Organism: Aquila chrysaetos chrysaetos
Lineage: Eukaryota; Metazoa; Chordata; Aves; Accipitriformes; Accipitridae
Gene: DOK7
Product: docking protein 7
Exons: 12
Coding region: 303-2396 (697 amino acids)
Biological process (GO): neuromuscular junction development; positive regulation of protein tyrosine kinase activity
Molecular function (GO): protein kinase binding
Source: RefSeq, a predicted model, not a curated record